Gastrolobium bilobum is the source of this 1343-nucleotide messenger RNA. Its product is annotated as nucleolar protein 12-like. Lineage: Eukaryota; Viridiplantae; Streptophyta; Magnoliopsida; Fabales; Fabaceae. The transcript is spliced from 4 exons. The coding region runs from base 56 to 538 and encodes 160 amino acids. The record is from RefSeq and is a predicted model, not a curated record. Gene Ontology annotation, molecular function: RNA binding.
CUUCGAUAUAUUUUUAUUUUUUUGGGUGCUAAAUUUAUGUUUGUUACUUUUCUUGAUGAACCAGACCAAAAAACCUAGGAAGGGAGCCAUCCAUUCGAAGAAAAUAAAUGAUUCCGCUGAUAGUGUUCACGCAUACAUUGUUUUCAAGACAGAGGAAUCUGCUCAGGCUUCUUUGUCCCACAACAUGACUGUGGUUGAAGGAAAUCACAUUCGUGUUGAUAGGGCUUGCCCACCCCGCAAGAAACAUAAAGUGAAGAUUGCUUCGCUUUAUGAUAACAAGAGAACUGUUUUUGUGGGCAACCUCCCAUUUGAUGUUAAGGAUGAAGAACUAUAUCAGUUAUUUUGUGGUAUAUCCAACCUGGAAUCAAGUAUAGAAGCUGUUAGAGUCAUUAGAGAUCCUCAUCUUAAUGUUGGAAAGGGUAUUGCCUAUGUGCUGUUUAAAACAAGGGUAUGCUGCUUUGGUGCCAGAUUAGUUAUGCAUUUUGAUAAAAUUUCUUACUUUGUGCUCUUUUACAUUUUUAGCUCAAACAUGUUAUAAUUCAUCUUGUCAUGUUUUUCCCUUUCGGUGGUAAAACUAAAGGGCUGUUUGUGGCUGAUAAGCCCAUGAAGACCUCGUUUUGUUACGUAGAAACCAACUUAUUUGUGUGAUUACUUUUAGAAAUGCAUGUUAUCUAUUUAUGAAAAGAUAUAUUUUGUGAUAUAAAUAUAAUCUAGAACAUUAGGAUUGAAAUGGGCGGUUGCUAGUGUAGGGUUUGUUUACUUUGGUGUAGAUUGGCUGCUUCGUUUAUUGUAUUGUGUCUUUUUGUGUAACUAGGUACAUGUUAUUUUUGGAAGUUGCUUCUUUCAUUCAGAAUAUAAGUGGUUAGAGACUGAUAUGUAUAGGACUGAAUUUCUGUAAUGGUUGAGUGAAGCUGCAUAUCACACUUUUUAAGUCCACAUGUGGGCUUGAAAAUCUGAUUCAGGUCCUGGGUACCAAUGUCUGGCUAUUUCAGUCCACAUUGUUGAAAACUCUCUCAGAUUUGACAAUACUUUACCUUUAGAUUUAAGAAUGAUGCCUCUAGGACAUUUUCUUAUGAUGAAGAAACCUUUUAAACUGCGAAAUUAGUGAUGGUGCACUUGCAGUGCAUGGGCUGAAACCGCUGGAACCAUUAGUUCUUUCUUUAUUCUGUAUUGGGAAUAAAUUCUACUUGCUUUAUGGUGACUUUAUAUAUAUAAAUAUAUAACGUGUUUUUUAAUUUCUAAGCUAAUGGUUGCAAAAUGAUUUUCCUUUUCUUUUUCAUUUGGGUUCUUUCACCUCCGACCCCCACUAAUUUGAGAUAAAUUUGUUUUUGAUGUUGAUGUUG